UCUGUGACAGUGGUCGGGGAGUGUAGCGCUCGUCUCGCCAGUGAACCAUCACCACCUCUAAACCACGUGUACUCUCAAGUCUUACUAAUAGCUUAUGCUUUAAGUCAAUAUUAGUGAAGCAUAGAACGACCAAACUCAGUGUCCGUAGUUGUGAAAUAUAACCCAGGUGCUGUAAAAGACCAUAAACUGAUUUUUUUUUUUUGACUCACGUGGGUAGUUUGUCUAGUGAAACGAUUAUCUUGUUUGUAAGGUUAGAUACAUUACAUUAAUAUACAGUGAAGUAUACCGUGGAUUAUACCAGCCCCACCCAGCGAGUAUAUUUCUGCUGCUCCAUGAUAUGUGAGGGGAGGCGGGCAGGAUGGUGAAAUGGGUCCAGGGGGAGCGGCGCCCCCUCCCUGGUUCCCCCUGCCCCCCACAGCAGCACCUGCUGCCCCUCUUGCUGCUGAUGCUUCUGCUGCUUGCAGCUGCACCUCUCCUACCCCCCGUCUCCGCCGAGCCUGCUCCCCAACCUGGCCCAGGUGAGGGGAGCGAGGAGGCAGGGGGUGGCCUCACAGGGGUCACAGAUGACUCUCCCCCAGUCUUCCUGGAACAACCUCAGGACGCCUAUGUCAUCAAGAACAAACCCGCCUCCAUCACGUGCCGCGCCGCCCACGCCCUCAAAGUGCACUUCAAGUGUAACGGAGGAGUGCCAGCGCCUAACACUGAGACGGAGAGUGCCUUCGUGGACCCCAUGACGGGUGUGAGGGUGAUGGAGGUGCAGCUGCAGGUGGAGAAGAGUGUAGUGGAGGGUGUUGGUGACCAGGACGAGGCUGGCUACACCUGUCACUGUGUUGCCUGGAGUUCCAGAGGUCAAACCAUCAGCAGGACCGUCAAGGUCGCCACUGCAUAUCUGCGUCGAUACUUCGAGGAGCCACCAUACUCACAGUCGGUGCCACUGGAGCAACAUGUUGAGCUACGUUGCCUGCCUCCCUUGGGUCGGCCUCAGCCUACCUCCACCUGGCACAAGGAUAACCUCCCCAUCGACUUCAACCUCCACCCCAGCUACAAGAUCUCGUCUGAGGGAUCACUGCUGAUCCUGUCUGCUCGGCCCGAGGAUUCUGGUAACUACACCUGUGUAGCUGACAAUGUGGCAGCCAAGCGUGUCUCAGACCCCGCCCUUCUUAAAGUAUAUGUGGACGGGGCAUGGUCGUCGUGGUCAUCGUGGACGUCGUGCAGCAGUCGUUGCGGUCGUGGGACACAGCGUCGCAGCCGCACCUGCUCAGCACCGACGCCCCUCAACGGUGGAGCUGCAUGCCAGGGUCUUGCUGUGCAGAGGAACGAUUGCUCUCAUCUGUGCCCUGGAGGUGACUGUCAAGAUGAACCAUGCGAGGAGGGUGAGUUGUUUAGGUCUCAUUUGAUAACCCCCCUUUCACUCCCUCCCUUAUCCCUUUUCUCCACCCCCUGCCCCCUACACGUAGUAAAUUCCGCCACCACGCCUGUCUCUUUAGACCUUCUUUAGUCACCGCUUUAAAGAAAAUGGUUUACGUUUUCUGUUUUAAUCCUCGAGAAUGCCCAUAGUAACUUUCCCCUCGCCAUAUAAUGUCUGUAUAUUUAAAAAAAAAAAUAUCGCCUUAUUAUUGCUUCCUUGUAUGAUUCUCACUUUAGAGUUUUAUUUUAGUAAAUAAAAGACUUGUCACCGCCCCUUCGCCCUCACCACCUUCAUACAAGCAAAAAAAAAAAAAAA
This is a messenger RNA of Cherax quadricarinatus, 1723 nucleotides long. The record is from RefSeq and is a predicted model, not a curated record. Lineage: Eukaryota; Metazoa; Arthropoda; Malacostraca; Decapoda; Parastacidae.